Messenger RNA from Entrophospora candida, 915 nucleotides. The record is from the annotation of a GenBank genome assembly. NCBI's taxonomy places the organism in Eukaryota, Fungi, Glomeromycota, Glomeromycetes, Entrophosporales, Entrophosporaceae.
AUGAAUCAAACGUCAUCACAAUCGUCUUCCUCUACAUCACCUCCUUUAGCUUCAGCAAAGCUUUCUUCGAUAGAAACUGGCAUUUGUGGUGCAGUUGCUGGUAUGGUAUCUAGAUUUGUUUCUUCACCAUUGGAUGUUGUAAAGAUCAGAUUACAAAGUUUAUGGAAGGGUAAUAUUUCAGCGGAAUUUUUAUAUUUAUCGUAUGGAUCCAUACAAUUUUUGACAUAUCAAAAAAUACAUAAUUUAUUCUUAAAUUACGAAAAGAACAAUUCAUCAUCAUUAUCAGUAUUAUUAUCAAACAAAACAUUACAAUCAUUUAUUGCUGGCGGAAUAUGUGGAAGUACUGCCACCUUCUUGACAUAUCCUUUUGAUAUAUUAAGAACUAGAUUUGCUGCACAAGGAGAAACAAAGUUAUAUAAUGGAAUCAUGGAUGCAAUUAGACAAAUUCAUUCUCAAGAAGGAUUUAAAGGAUUUUAUAAAGGAUUAACCGCAUCAAUUAUGCAAAUUAUUCCCUAUAUGGGUUUAAUGUUUGGUAGCUUUGAAUUAUUUAAAAAAACAUUUGAACAAUUCGAGGAAAAAAAUCAAUAUUUAAAAAUGUUUUCAUCAACAAAUGAUAUGAUUAUAGGAGCAAUGUCUGGUAUAAUAAGUAAAACAGGUGUAUUUCCAUUAGAUUUAAUACGUAAACGUAUGCAAUUACAAAUACCUCCUUCACCAAAACAAAAAUAUUUUUUUAUAAAUUAUAUUCCUUUAUAUACCAAUUCAAUAAUAGUUAAUAUUAAAACUAUCAUAAGAAAUGAAGGUUUCUGUGGGCUUUAUAGAGGUUUAACUCCUGCUAUAAUUAAAGCUGCUCCUGUUAGCGCUGUAACUUUUUUCGCUUAUAAUAAAACUAGAGAAGUUUUAGAAAAAUUACAUUAA